Molecule: messenger RNA, 5432 nt
Organism: Bombina bombina (fire-bellied toad)
Lineage: Eukaryota; Metazoa; Chordata; Amphibia; Anura; Bombinatoridae
Gene: PUM1
Product: pumilio RNA binding family member 1
Exons: 22
Coding region: 140-3706 (1188 amino acids)
Biological process (GO): regulation of mRNA stability; miRNA processing
Cellular component (GO): cytoplasm; cytosol
Molecular function (GO): mRNA 3'-UTR binding
Source: RefSeq, a predicted model, not a curated record
GCGAAUUUAAUUUACUCUGUGUUUAUUAAAUGCCCUGGGCCGCGAAUUGGUGGUGUGCUGUUCUGCUUAUGUGUUCACAACCACGGAAGAUCCAGAAGAAAAGAUCUGAAAAGCCACCGGCUCCCUGUGUGUUGGUGGAAUGAGCGUUGCAUGUGUCUUGAAGAGGAAAACCGUUCUUUGGCAGGACUCCUUCAGCCCCCACCUCAAACAGUACCAAGAAGGCUCUCUUAACCACAACAUGCCCGUGGUCCUUACCUCCGGACCGGUGGGCCAGCAGCAGCCUCCUGCCCAUCCUGCCUUGGCUGCAGGACCUCAUGUUAGUCCUCUGGGCAACUCAAUGAGUGUUGCUGGACGAUCACAGGAUGAUGCCAUGGUGGAUUAUUUUUUCCAGAGGCAACAUGGCGAGCAGUUGGGGGGUGGUGGUAGUGGAGGAGGAGGCUACAACAAUAACAAGCAUCGUUGGCCAACAGGGGAUAACAUACAUGCAGAGCAUCAGGUGCGUUCAAUGGAUGAACUGAAUCAUGAUUUUCAAGCGCUUGCUUUGGAGGGAAGGACAAUGGGUGAACAACUUUUACCGGGUAAAAAAUUUUGGGAGACGGAUGACUCAAACAAGGAUGGACCAAAGGGCAUAUUCCUGGGGGACCAGUGGAGAGAGAGCACAUGGGGUGCAUCAGACCAUUCAGUGUCUCAGCCCAUCAUGGUCCAGAGACGGCCAGGACAGGGAUUCCAUGUAAACAGCAGUGAAGUGAACUCUGUGCUGUCCCCGCGCUCUGAGAGUGGCGGUUUAGGAGUCAGUAUGGUUGAGUAUGUCCUAAGCUCUUCUCCCGGUGACUCGUGUCUCAGGAAAGGAGGAUUUGGUCCCAGAGAUACCGAAGGAGAUGAGAAUGAAAAGGGAGACAAGAAAAACAAAGUUUAUGAAGGUGACAAGCUUGGGGACCUGAAGGAGGAGGGAGACGGCAUGGACAAGGCCAAUGGUCUGCCAGUGCAGAAUGGGAUUGAUGGGGAUGUAAAGGACUUCAGUCGUACCCCUGGAAACUCUGCUAAUGAAGUAGAUCUCUUGGGGCCGAGCCAAAAUGGCUCAGAAGGGCUUGCUCAGCUCACCAGCAGUAACGGAGCCAAACCAGUUGAGGAUUUUGGUGGGAUGGAAUCUCAAAGUGUCCAGCUUGACCCCAUGGAACAUGUUGGUAUGGAGCCCCUCCAGUUUGAUUAUCAGGGCAACCAAGUUCAAGUGGACUCAAGUGCUGCAACAGUGGGCCUUUUUGACUACAAUUCCCAGCAGCAGCUCUUCCAAAGACCGAAUGCCCUAGCAGUCCAGCAAUUGACGGCUGCACAGCAGCAACAGUAUGCCCUUGCAGCAGCACACCAGCCACACAUAGGUAUGUUUUCAGCAGGUCUAGCCCCCGCUGCCUUCGUCCCAAAUCCUUACAUCAUAAGUGCGGCACCUCCGGGAACGGACCCCUAUGCAGCAGGACUGGCAGCUGCUGCCACACUUGGACCUGCAGUGGUCCCCCACCAAUACUAUGGAGUAACUCCAUGGGGGGUGUACCCGGCUAACCUCUUUCAACAGCAGGCGGCAGCUGCUGCAGCAGCCAAUAACAAUGCUUCUCAACAAAACAACCCACAAAACCAGCAGGGACAACAGCAGGUCUUGCGUGCAGGGGGCAACCAGCGACCCCUGACACCUAACCAGAACCAGCAAGGGCAACAGACAGACCAACUAGUUGCAGCUGCUGCUGUAAAUUCUGCUCUUGCAUUUGGGCAGGGACUGGCAGCAGGUAUGCCAGGAUAUCCUGUGCUAGCACCUGCUGCUUAUUAUGACCAAACGGGGGCUUUAGUUGUAAAUACUGGGGCUAGAAAUGGACUAGGUGGACCUAUGCGAUUAGUUGCUCCUGCUCCUGUUAUAAUCAGCCCAUCUGCAGCCCAAGCAGCUGUAGCAGCAGCUGCUGCUUCUGCAAAUGGUCAAGCAGGCACCACUAAUGGCCCCUUCCGCCAGCUGAGUUCGCAGCAACCCCAAGGACAACCACAGCCACAGGGGAACCAGAACAUGGCAUCCAGCUCCUUCUAUGGUAACAGCUCCCUUUCUAGCAACUCGCAGAGCAGUUCCCUGUUCUCUCAAAGCUCUGGGCAGCCAGCUAACAACUCUUUGGGAUUUGGAAGUAGUGGAUCUCUAGGGGCCACACUAAGCUCAGCACUUGGAGGGUUUGGGACCGCAGGUGAGAAGUGGGUUGCAAAUUCCAACACUGGCAGUGGAUCUCGACGUGAUUCUCUGACGGGCAGCAGUGACCUUUACAAGAGAACUUCCAGCAGUUUAACCCCUAUUGGUCACAGCUUUUACAAUGGCCUGGGUUUUUCUUCAUCACCAGGCCCUGUUGGCAUGCCCCUUCCAAGCCAGGGUCCAAGCCACUCCCAAACACCACCUCCAUCCCUCUCCUCACAUGGAUCAUCCUCCAGUCUCAACCUUGGAGGGUUGACAAAUGGUAGUGGGCGUUACAUCUCUGCAGCUCCAGGAGCAGAAGCGAAAUACCGCAGUGCCAGUAGUGCUUCAAGUCUAUUCAGCCCGAGCAGCACACUUUUCCCCUCCUCCAGAUUGCGCUAUGGCAUGUCUGAUGUUAUGCCUUCAGGGCGAAGUCGACUGCUAGAGGACUUCCGCAACAAUCGAUACCCUAACCUGCAACUGAGGGAAAUAGCUGGUCACAUCAUGGAGUUUUCACAGGAUCAGCAUGGAUCCAGGUUUAUUCAGUUAAAACUAGAAAGAGCAACCCCUGCAGAAAGACAGCUGGUGUUCAACGAGAUCUUGCAGGCCGCCUACCAGCUCAUGGUUGAUGUAUUUGGGAACUACGUCAUACAGAAGUUUUUUGAGUUUGGAAGCUUGGAGCAGAAGUUGGCUUUAGCAGAGCGAAUACGUGGCCAUGUACUGUCCUUGGCAUUGCAGAUGUAUGGUUGUCGUGUAAUUCAGAAGGCGCUAGAAUUCAUCCCACCUGAUCAGCAAGUCAUUAACGAGAUGGUCCGGGAACUGGAUGGUCAUGUAUUAAAAUGUGUUAAGGAUCAAAAUGGAAAUCAUGUGGUGCAGAAGUGCAUAGAGUGUGUUCAACCGCAGUCCCUGCAGUUCAUUAUUGAUGCAUUCAAGAGUCAGGUGUUUGCACUCUCCACACAUCCAUAUGGCUGCAGAGUGAUUCAACGCAUCCUUGAGCACUGCUUACCAGAGCAGACCCUGCCCAUCCUGGAAGAGUUGCACCAGCAUACGGAGCAGUUAGUACAGGACCAGUAUGGGAACUAUGUUAUUCAGCAUGUAUUGGAACAUGGCAGACCAGAAGACAAAAGUAAAAUUGUUGCAGAGAUUCGUGGAAAUGUUCUAGUCUUGAGUCAACACAAAUUUGCAAGUAAUGUUGUGGAGAAGUGUGUAACACAUGCCUCUCGCACGGAACGAGCCAUGCUAAUAGAUGAAGUUUGCACAAUGAACGAUGGGCCUCAUAGUGCCUUAUAUACCAUGAUGAAAGAUCAGUACGCCAACUACGUGGUGCAGAAGAUGAUUGAUGUGGCAGAGCCAGCCCAGCGAAAGAUAGUCAUGCAUAAGAUCCGACCACACAUUGCCACUCUUCGUAAAUACACUUAUGGCAAGCAUAUCCUUGCCAAGCUGGAGAAAUACUACAUGAAGAACGGCAUGGAUUUGGGCCCUAUGUGUGGCCCCUCAAAUGGCAUCAUCUAGAGAUCUGCACUGGCCACCACUCCCCACCCCCACUAAAGAGGGAGUCCUUGGAUGUAGUUCUAACGUUAAAAAGCAAAAAACAAAAAAAAAAACUUUGUAAAUGUCUUUAAUUUUAUUACAUCUUUGUGACAUAUUAAUUAUUAUUUUUUUUAAUCAACCUAGCCGUCUGCUGUAUUUCUGUAUAGAAUCACUUGUACAUAUCUUGUACAUGUCCUGUCCCCAACCUAAACGCACUAUUUCACAUGUGCAUAAGAGCCCGUGUUAAUAAAUUUGCUCCUUUCCAACUCUAAAAAUUUUUUUUAUGAAAUCAGGAAAUCAUCACUAUGUUCCCUUAUUGUUUAUUUUUAAACAUGGUUUGUUCAACCAGUCUUCUCCAUUUCUAUCCGUACGUGUGUGUAUGUAUGUGUGUGUGUGUGUGUAUAUAUAUAUAUAUAUAUAUAAUUUGUGUGUGUAUAUAUAUAUAUAUAUAUAUAUAUGUAUGUAAAAUAUAUAUAAAAUAUAUAUAUACAUAUAUAUAAUGUAUGUGUGUGUGUAUAUAUAUAUAUGUGUGUGUGUGUGUGUAUAUAUAUAUAUAUAUAUAUAGAUAUAUAGAUAUAUAUAUAUAUAGAUAUAUAUAUAUAUAUAUAGAGAGAGAGAGAGAGAGAGAUGUGUAUAUUAUUAUUUUUUUCUGAGCAGGAUCUGUUUUAUUGUGCUUAAAUCAGGCUGAAAUGCAGGUUAAUAUUAGUCUGCUUCUUUUUAUGACUGUAUUUUUGAUUUAAAAAAAGACUUCCUUUAGCAUGUCCACCUAAAAAUCUAACCCCGCUUUCCUUUUUCGCUUUGUAUAAAUAUGUAGUGUAUACUUGAUAUAGAUAUUUGCAUAUAUAUAUAUAUAUAUAUAUAAAACUUUGUAGUAAUUUUUUUCUUUUAGUUUUUUGAUGUUUAAUAUACAGAUGUAUCCUGCAGUUAGUGGACAUAAACCCUUUUGACUGUAAAAUUGUACAUUUGUAAAACCUUAGUAAUGUAAAUGUGAGUUUAAAAAUCAACAUAAACCCUUCCUUUUUUUGGUAAGAGAUAAGAAAAGGCAAAAAAAAACAAACACUUUAGGCCAAACUGUGCAUUUCCAGAUUUCUUCUACGGAUAUAAUGGUUGUGAUGUUGUAAAUUGUAAAUUGUAAUUUCUGCCAGAAAGACAGUUAUUUUUUUGUCCAUUUUUAGUUGAUGUAUGAAAUUGUUUUAUUUCAUCAAAUGAUUUGGAAAGUUUAAAAUUUGCUCAAUAAUAGUGCAAACUUAUUUUAAAUAAGCAGAUUAUAAAUUAAUUUCUGCAAUUCUGUUGUCAUAUGCCCCUCUAUACAGUUGGAAAUCUUGUUAUUACUUGUACAGAUGAUGAAAAUUGUUUUGCAUUUUGUCUCACUUGUAAGUUGCUGUAACAUAUUGUCCACUUAAUUCUUUCUUGUUUGAAUAUACAAAUGUAAUAGUUAAACGGUGUAUAUUUACAACAAAAGAUCCUUCUUUUUGUGUAUAUUACAAAUGAAAUUUUUCCAAGCACACUUGUUUAACUGUAUGUGUUUAAUUAAGGAUCCCCUCUUCUGUUGCCAGAGGAUAUUGAUCAGGAAGGCAAUGGAGAAGGGACAUUAUUGGCCCUGUGGAUGCUUCUGAUUUAGCAAUUAUUUUUUUUGUACUUUGUGUAGAAUGUCUAUAAACGAUGUGUGAUCUUUAUUUUGAAAAUUACAGAACUUUGAAAUCUAGAA